AUGGACUUGGAUAAGGCGGAGGAUGACGCAGCGCUGUGGUCAGGAGACAGCGGUGGGAGGGUAAUUACAAGCUACCGUGAGACUCCCGACCUCACUGGGGCUGAGGCAAGGCAAAAAGACAAGGGUCCCUUGUGGUUGCAAAUGCGACUGGCACCGCGCCCACUUGGCAUGCUCCCCAGCAGUGAGGCUGGAGGCGGGAACAACACUGACAGAGAGGCUUCCACUCAGCGUUGGACAUUGAUAUCUCCUUUUCUUGCCCGGGGGUGA
This is a messenger RNA of Knipowitschia caucasica, 267 nucleotides long. The record is from the annotation of a GenBank genome assembly. NCBI's taxonomy places the organism in Eukaryota, Metazoa, Chordata, Actinopteri, Gobiiformes, Gobiidae.